Messenger RNA from Odontomachus brunneus, 738 nucleotides. RefSeq lists its product as uncharacterized. The coding region runs from base 1 to 738 and encodes 245 amino acids. The record is from RefSeq and is a predicted model, not a curated record. The transcript is spliced from 2 exons. Lineage: Eukaryota; Metazoa; Arthropoda; Insecta; Hymenoptera; Formicidae.
AUGCCAACGGAGCGCUCGCCCACACGGGCUUCGGAAGGCGCAACGGCCAAAAACAGGAAUCCAACAGCAGAUCCGCCCAUGGGUACUCACAUUAGCAAAGUCGCCGUCCGCGCACCACCCUUCUGGGAGAACGAGCCCGAGCUAUGGUACGCACGUGAGGUCAAGGACGUAAUCACCGACCCACCUGCCACGGACAAAUACCUCGCGAUUAAGACCGCCUUAAUCUGUCGACUGUCAGCCUCACAAGAGCACAGGAUCCGCCAACUCCUAGAACACGAAGAGAUGGGAGACCGCAAGCCUUCUCAAUUUUUGCGGAACCUACGCACACUCACUGGAAAUGCCGUACCCGAACAACUGUUACGCACGUUGUGGCUCGGGCGGUUACCGACAACCAUGCAAGCCAUUCUGGCAACCAGGGCGCAGGACCAACUGGAGGAUGUCGCGGAACAGGCAGACCGAAUACAAGAGGUCACUGUCCGCUCAGUCAAUGAGGUAAAAACCGCGUCAGACGAUCCGUCACCGAUGGCCCACCAAAUACGGCAACUCACCGACCAGGUGGCAGCCAUGGCUCGACGUCUCGAGCAAACGCCUCGUCCACGAAACCGAAACAGAAGCAAAUCAAGGAAGAAGAAGAAACCGGAUCACCUUUGCUUCUAUCAUCGGAAGUUCGGGCAACAAGCUCGAAAGUGCACCCAGCCGUGCAAUUUCCAAUCGGGAAACGAGCGGGGGAGUCACUGA